CCCGGUGGCAUCCCGCCCUCCACCUCCUCCUGCUGCUGCUCCCUCCUUCACUCCAGAGACUGUCCUGCUGCUUCUCACCGAGGAUCUGCACAAUAAUGGAGGCUCGUCCUGCAGCAGAUCUGCAUGUCUUCAGCAGAGCUUUCCGCCCAGCCAGCACCACACAGGAGCCCAUUUAAGAGCAGGACUUCACAUAACGUUUCUCUUCUUGAAAAUUCACAGCAAGAGGACGUCUUUCAUAUGUGCUUCUGACUCAUGUGUUUUUAUGUCCUUUGACGUUUUAUUUCCAUGUUUUUAUGUUUAUAAGAGGGGCAGUGACAGGUCCACUAUGGGUUUUCCAACAUAAAUCAUCUCUUUUUUCAGUCUUUUAGUGCAGGCUGCUUUCUGUUUACCUAUAACGGGGGGAAUGGGAGGAACUUAUUGAGCUUUUUGGGACUGUAACUGUAUUUUUCGCUGCAGGCGGAUAUGGGUCGGUUUUUUGCUCCACAGAUGUCUCUUUCUGAGGUGAAGGCGCUGGAGCCGAGCUUCUGCAGAUAAAGUGCGCUGCCUGCCCGGGUUUUCGUUUGGAGGGUUUGCGACAUGGGCUGAGCUCCUCUGAUGACCCUGUUCUCCUGAGAGCUGUUCAAUUAUGCGAUGAUGGACGACGAAAAACGAAGACCGAUAAGGCUUUAAUUUUUCCCCCACCUCAGUCAGACAUACCUUCAUAUUUCCACGGAGAGCGCACUCACCGGCGUGGGAGAGCAGAGCUCUGAUCGCACCAAACUGGGGUCUUAAACCUUUCUGGUUACAAGAAUUUGUGGAUUUAUAGUGGUAUUUAAUGUUGUGUGCAUAUCGUGGCUAAAACGAUUGUAUUAAUUUAAAGAGUAGACUCCAAAGUCUAAAUGACAAUGCGUCUUUACGCAUCAAGGCGGAAAACCGACGGACGCACGCGUGAAGAUGUCACACUUUUACUCUAACUUUAAGUGCCUGUAUGGUUUUUCAUUUUUCUACAUGAAGUGGUUUUGAGGCAAACAAACUAUUACAGUUGGACACUGGGACUAUACUGGCCUGAGAUUCACACUUGAAAUCAGCUUUGAGCGCACUUUUUUCUGCGCUCGGUUUGGACACGCGCAGUUUUGCGCAGUUAAAAAGGAGCAUCCUCUCAUCCUCUCAUCCUCUCAGUCAUCCUCUCAUCCUCUCAUCCUCUCACGGACCAUGUGGCUCUCCUGCCUCGCGCUGCUGCUGCUGCUGUUCCGGUUCUCUGGCGUGCUGCUGGUGGGGGGGAUCAACACGUGUCAGUCCGUCAACCUGAAGGACCAGAAGUCCCGGCGCAUCGAGGCGAUCCGCGGCCAGAUCCUCAGCAAGCUGCGCAUCCGCAGCCCGCCGGAGGACGACGACGAGCCCGCGGCGGCGGCGCCGGUUCCCCCCGCGGUCAUGCUGCUGUACAACAGCACCAGGGAGCUGCAGAAGGAGCGGGUACGGAUGACCGAGUCCGCCUGCGAGCGAGAGAGCAGCGAGGAGGAUUACUACGCCAAAGAAGUGCAGAGGAUCGACAUGACGCAGCCGCGCAGCGACUCAAAUACUGUGCAACCAGCAGCACCCAACCGCUUUUACAAAGUAAUCUACUUUGACGUAAGUGGGGUGGACCUGGCCAACAGCACCUUGGUCAAAGCUGAGUUCAGGAUCUUCAGAGUUCCCAACCCGGGGGCCAAGGUCUCGGAGCAAAGAGUGGAGAUCUACCAGUUACUGAAGCCAAAUAGGGACAGUCCAUCAACUCAACGCUACAUUGACUCCCGCAACAUUAAGCCAAGGGCCCCGGGGGCCUGGAUCUCCACGGAAGUCACUGAAACUAUUAAGGACUGGGUGUCAGAUCCAGAGAUCAAUCUUGGCCUGAAGCUGGGAGUUCACUGUCCUUGCUGCACCUUCGUCCCAUCUACCAACAACAUCGUUCCCAACAAGAGUGAGGAGCUGGAGGCCCUGUUUGCUGGUGUGGCUGAUGAGCGGAUGAGAAAGCCCGGUCCGGUUAAGGGCCUACCGGAUUUCAGCACCAAGACACCGCACCUCAUCCUCACGCUGCUGCCCAGCGACCGAGUGGACAACCCGGCCAAGAAGAGCCGCAAGAAGAGGGCGGCCGCCACAAACACCAAAACCUGCUCCAGUGGGUCAGAUCAGGGCUGCUGCCUGCACGAGCUCUACAUCGACUUCAGGAAUGACCUCAAGUGGAAGUGGAUCCACGAGCCAAAAGGUUACAAGGCCAACUUCUGUGCCGGCAACUGCCGGUACCUCUGGAGCGUCAACAACCACUACAACAUGAUCCUGCCCCUGUACAACAAGCUGAAUCCCGAGGCCUCCAUCUCCCCCUGCUGCGUCCCCCAGGACCUGGAGCCCCUCACCAUCAUGUACUACAUCGGGCGCACGCCGCGCGUUGAGCAGCUCUCCAAUAUGGUUGUUAAAUCCUGCAAGUGCCGCUGAGGCAUGCAGAGAGAAGGACAUUGCAGGAGCAAAGCUAAAAGCUGCUCCUCUCCCAUGGAUCCCUUGUUGAAUAAGCUUUGCUGUUUGAUCUCCUUUGGCAAACUUCUGAGAUGUUAUUUUUUUACGCUAUCUGAAUCAGGUAUCAGGAUUUCUUUUUGCUCUCAUUCUUUAUUGUAAUGAAAGAUUCGCUUCAUUCUCUGGAACCUUCCAUUUGAUAUAGGACACUGUAAAUAUGACAACAUUUCUCCAUUAAACCUGUGCUUGGAAAUUAAAA
Messenger RNA from Cololabis saira (Pacific saury), 2722 nucleotides. RefSeq names its product transforming growth factor, beta 5 (gene tgfb5). Bases 1192 to 2448 code for a protein of 418 amino acids. The transcript is spliced from 7 exons. Gene Ontology annotation, biological process: regulation of cell population proliferation; SMAD protein signal transduction; BMP signaling pathway. Lineage: Eukaryota; Metazoa; Chordata; Actinopteri; Beloniformes; Belonidae. Gene Ontology annotation, molecular function: cytokine activity; growth factor activity; type II transforming growth factor beta receptor binding. Gene Ontology annotation, cellular component: extracellular region. The record is from RefSeq and is a predicted model, not a curated record.